AUGAUGGAGUUUCAGCAAAGAGAGUUCGCAUUGUGGCAGUUUGAUCUACACAACGCGUUGUGUCAUAAUGUCUCCGCCUUCUCCUCCUUCACCACCUACAAAUCAUCGGAAUUCCCCUCAUCAUUCGACUCUGAUUCCUCAAACUCCAUCCCAAAAAUCUGUGGUUCUCGAAAGAACCGAGAGAAGAUAAAUGAUAAGAAGCAGAGAAGAAACCGUACUACAUUCACUACGUAUCAGCUACAUGCCCUCGAAGCGGCGUUCGAUAAAUCUCACUAUCCGGAUGUUUACGCGAGAGAAACAUUGGCUUCGAAAGUCAGUCUUCCGGAGGUUCGAGUUCAGGUAUGGUUCCAAAACCGUCGAGCGAAAUUUCGCCGUCAAGAAAAGCAGGAUUCGCAAGGAGAGGAGAAACCAUCGUUGAAAGAUUCAAUGCCUUCAUGGUCGUGGAUGAGUGAGAAUAAGACUGAAACUCCGCCAAUGUUACCGUCCGCAAAUUCACUGACUCAUAAUAAUGGAAAUGGUUCCACGGAAGAAUUUUUCAAGAAUAUCGAGCCGAAGGAGGUUUAUGGAUUCCCAUUCACCGAUUCUUACUCCGAUUCUUCCUCUCAACACAUCACCAAGAAUGGAAACGUUUUUCAUGUCAACUUUGAUGACAGUGAGAAGAAAUCUGUGAAGAAGGAAUCCCCACCAACUCCAUCUUCCAAUUCUCCGUUCAUUUCCGAGUAUCCACACCCUCCAUUCCUUCCAUACUACCUUCCAAACCAAUCAUUCCCUAAUGCAUUCAAUCAAUAUUCCAUGCCAUUCCCCUACCCAAUUCACUUUGAAACUCCACAAAUUCCUCAGGAGAAUUGUUAG
Messenger RNA from Caenorhabditis remanei, 852 nucleotides. RefSeq lists its product as uncharacterized. The transcript is spliced from 5 exons. Gene Ontology annotation, biological process: positive regulation of transcription by RNA polymerase II. Lineage: Eukaryota; Metazoa; Nematoda; Chromadorea; Rhabditida; Rhabditidae. Gene Ontology annotation, molecular function: RNA polymerase II cis-regulatory region sequence-specific DNA binding; DNA-binding transcription factor activity, RNA polymerase II-specific. The record is from RefSeq and is a predicted model, not a curated record. Bases 1 to 852 code for a protein of 283 amino acids.